Paramecium tetraurelia is the source of this 645-nucleotide messenger RNA. RefSeq lists its product as uncharacterized. The record is from RefSeq and is a predicted model, not a curated record. Gene Ontology annotation, molecular function: structural constituent of ribosome; rRNA binding. Gene Ontology annotation, cellular component: cytosolic small ribosomal subunit. The transcript has 3 exons. Gene Ontology annotation, biological process: positive regulation of translational fidelity; translation. NCBI's taxonomy places the organism in Eukaryota, Ciliophora, Oligohymenophorea, Peniculida, Parameciidae.
AUUUAAAAUAUAUUUAAAUCUUUUUUAUUAUGGGAAAGAAUUAUAGAAAUAGAUCAAAGACAUCAGCCACCCCAAGAAAACCCUUUGAAAAGGAACGUCUUGACAACGAAUUACAAAUUAUUGGUAAGUAUGGACUCAAGAACAAGAGAGAGGUUUGGAGAGUUCAACUCACUUUAGCAAGAAUCAGAAAGGCAGCAAGAGAAUUAUUGACACUUGAUCCAAAGGACCCAAGAAGAUUAUUUGAAGGAGAAGCUUUAAUUAGAAGAAUGGUUCGUUUUGGUUUGUUAUCAGAACAAGAAAGAAAGUUGGAUUAUGUCUUGGGUCUAACAACAUAAAAAAUGAUGGAAAGAAGACUCCAAACUUUCGUAUUUAAAAGCAAUUAAGCAUCCUCCAUUCAUCAUGCCAGAACUUUGAUUAGAUAGCGACAUUUCAGAGUUGGAAAGAGAUUAGUCAACUCUCCAUCAUUUUUAGUCAGAGUCGAAUCUGAAAAGUUGGUUGAUUUUGCUGUCACUUCACCAUUUGGAUAAGGCAGAGAAGGCAGAAGAAAGAGAAAGAAUGCCAAGAGAGUAAAACCAAACAAAGAGGAAUGAAAACAAUUUAUUUUAAGCAUAAGUACAAUAUUAUCUAUUUAUAUAUCUUUAUUUU